CAUAAGCAAUGUCUCAACAUCUCAGAAUUUAAUAUGGAAGUUUUGUAUUAGCGUUAUGAGUCCUCUGCUAUUUCUUAUUACUUGUUAUUCAGUUUGUGCUCUUGUAUUGUGUACAUUUUAGAUUAUUUCAAUGUAUCUGUACAUAUUAGAAAUUUAAAUAUUACAUAGUACAUAACACAUACAUGUAUAUAAUGCUUAUAUGUAAUGUUUAAAUAUGGCGAUUUUUUUGUGUUAGCCUCUCUUAAAAUGUUUUUAUGAUUUAUUCUUUCUAUUGGUCACAUCUAUUUGUAACAUUUUAAUUUUAAACAAUUUCCAAAAGUUAUAAAUCAAACAAAACGAAUAAUUUGUGCCGUGUAAUAGAUAAGAAAAUAUGGCGCAAAGAUUUCCUGUUCCAAAUACAGGAAGUAAUGGUCCUCCACCACAACGGUAUCCUCCUUCAUCCGUACCACCAAAUCUGCGUCAAUAUUCAGGACCAAAUUUUCCAAUGCAACAAAGAUCUGGAUUUACACCUCCUCCGCAAAUGAGCAACGCAGCACCAGGACCAGGAGGAAUAAUGAGACCUAAUCAGGCUUAUACCAAUAUGCGUCAAGGUCCAAUGCCAACCCCUCCUGUUGGUAAAAGAAGCGCCGAUCAAAGAAUACCUUUGUCCCAGCAAAAACCGUAUUUUUGGAACAGUGACUUUUCACAUUCCACAUCGAAGAAGAAAAAGAAACUUGCUGACAAGAUAUUACCUCAAAAAGUACGAGAUCUGGUACCAGAGUCCCAAGCUUAUAUGGAUUUACUAGCAUUUGAGAGGAAAUUGGAUGCAACUAUAAUGCGUAAACGUCUUGAUAUACAAGAAGCCUUGAAACGUCCAAUGAAACAGAAACGAAAGUUACGCAUUUUUAUUUCCAAUACCUUCUAUCCAGCAAAAGAAGCAGCUGAGGGAGAGGAGGGUUCGGUUGCUUCUUGGGAACUCAGAGUUGAAGGCAGAUUGUUAGAUGAUACUAAAAAUGAUCCUAACAAGGUGAAAAGAAAAUUUUCGUCCUUUUUUAAAAGUUUAGUUAUUGAAUUAGAUAAAGAUUUAUAUGGACCAGAUAAUCAUUUAGUCGAAUGGCAUCGUACAUUAACUACACAAGAAACUGAUGGAUUUCAAGUUAAGAGACCCGGAGACAAAAAUGUUCGCUGCACUAUUCUUUUACUUCUCGAUUAUCAACCUUUACAGUUCAAAUUAGAUUCACGACUUGCACGAUUAUUAGGUGUACAUACGCAAACUCGGCCUGUUAUCAUUUCAGCACUUUGGCAGUAUAUCAAAACUCAUAAGCUUCAAGACAGUCAUGAACGUGAAUUCAUUAAUUGUGAUAAAUAUUUGGAACAAAUCUUUGCUUGUCCCAGAAUGAAAUUUGCUGAAAUACCACAAAGAUUAAAUCCAUUAUUGCAUCCACCUGAUCCCAUUGUGAUUAAUCAUGUUAUUAGCGUAGAGGGCACAGAAACUAAACAAACUGCGUGUUACGAUAUAGAAGUUGAAGUCGAUGAUACAUUAAAAACGCAAAUGAAUAAUUUUCUGCUAUCGACUGCAAGUCAACAAGAGAUACAAAGUUUAGAUAACAAAAUACAUGAAACUGUUGAUACAAUUAAUCAAUUAAAAACGAAUCGAGAAUUUUUCUUAAGCUUUGCCAAGGAUCCUCAACAAUUUAUUAACAAGUGGAUUAUAUCUCAAACAAGAGAUUUGAAAACUAUGACAGAUGUCGUUGGAAAUCCAGAGGAAGAACGUAGAGCUGAAUUUUAUUAUCAACCUUGGGCACAAGAAGCUGUUUGUCGUUAUUUUUACACUAAAGUUCAACAAAAACGAGCCGAGUUAGAACAAGCACUUGGCAUACGAAAUUCAUAAAAUUAUUAUAAAAUUCUCAAUCAAUGCAAAUGAAAUUUAGAAAAUAUUUUCAUGAUUAUCUUCAGUUAUAGUUACUAUUACAUUUUAGUUUUUCGUAAUAUUAUAAGUAAACUACAAAUAGACUCUUUCUCUCUCUCUCUUUUUGUUUUAUUUUUCUGAUUGUGCGAUUUAAAUUAUACAAUUAGUGAUUAUUAAACAUUGAUAUAUUUAUGAAGCGAAUAUGCAUUAGAAAGAGAGACUUAUUUAUGUAAAUACGUAUAUUACGUAUAUUAUUGAAAUGAGACAUUUUUAAAUGAAUUAUAAAAUCUUACAUUAUAUUAUAUAUUUGCCGCAGUACUAUUAUGAAUAAAUCUCACACAUAAUUAAUUAAUAAAAAUAUUGAUACAAGUGUACUACACA
Polistes canadensis is the source of this 2269-nucleotide messenger RNA. RefSeq names its product brahma-associated protein of 60 kDa (gene Bap60). The record is from RefSeq and is a predicted model, not a curated record. Gene Ontology annotation, cellular component: SWI/SNF complex; nucleus. Lineage: Eukaryota; Metazoa; Arthropoda; Insecta; Hymenoptera; Vespidae. The transcript is spliced from 7 exons. Gene Ontology annotation, biological process: regulation of transcription by RNA polymerase II. The coding region runs from base 371 to 1870 and encodes 499 amino acids.